Molecule: messenger RNA, 5007 nt
Organism: Suricata suricatta (meerkat)
Lineage: Eukaryota; Metazoa; Chordata; Mammalia; Carnivora; Herpestidae
Gene: CDK14
Product: cyclin dependent kinase 14
Exons: 15
Coding region: 183-1592 (469 amino acids)
Biological process (GO): protein phosphorylation
Cellular component (GO): nucleus; cytoplasm; cytosol
Molecular function (GO): cyclin binding; ATP binding; cyclin-dependent protein serine/threonine kinase activity
Source: RefSeq, a predicted model, not a curated record
GGCCGGAGCAGAGCCUGAAGCUCGCCACUGGCCUCCCGAGCCCAGCGCGUCGCCUCCCGGCCGGAGGACGUGAAGGAGAAGGAGGAGGAGGCGCCGCCUUCUCCUUGCCGCGCGCCCUCGCUGUUGUCUGCGCUCCGCUCUGGACCAGUUUGGGGAAGUUGCCGGAGCCCCGUGUCGCCCAGAUGUGCGACCUCAUUGAACCUCAGCCGGCCGAGAAGAUCGGCAAGAUGAAGAAGUUGCGGAGAACUUUGUCGGAGAGUUUCAGCCGCAUCGCUUUGAAGAAAGACGAUACCACCUUUGAUGAGAUAUGUGUCACAAAGAUGUCUACACGGAACUGCCAGGGAAUGGACUCAGUGAUCAAACCCCUGGACACAAUUCCUGAGGAUAAGAAAGUCAGGGUUCAGAGGACACAGAGCACUUUUGACCCAUUUGAGAAACCAGCUAAUCAAGUAAAGAGGGUGCAUUCCGAGAACAAUGCAUGCAUUAACUUUAAGUCCUCCUCCGCUGGCAAAGAAUCACCAAAAGUUAGGCGGCACUCCAGCCCCAGCUCGCCAACAAGUCCCAAAUUUGGAAAAGCUGACUCUUACGAGAAACUGGAAAAACUAGGGGAAGGAUCUUAUGCUACAGUUUACAAAGGGAAAAGCAAAGUAAAUGGGAAGUUGGUAGCCCUGAAGGUGAUCAGGCUGCAAGAAGAAGAAGGUACACCUUUUACAGCUAUCAGGGAAGCCUCUCUGUUAAAAGGACUAAAACAUGCUAACAUAGUGCUGCUUCAUGACAUCAUCCACACCAAGGAAACGCUGACACUUGUGUUUGAAUAUGUGCACACUGAUUUAUGUCAGUACAUGGACAAGCACCCUGGGGGGCUACAUCCAGAUAAUGUGAAGUUGUUUUUGUUUCAGUUGCUGCGAGGGCUGUCUUACAUCCACCAGCGUUAUAUUCUGCACAGAGACCUGAAACCACAGAACCUUCUGAUCAGUGACACGGGGGAGUUAAAGCUGGCAGAUUUCGGUCUUGCAAGAGCAAAAUCUGUCCCUAGCCACACAUACUCCAAUGAAGUGGUUACCUUGUGGUACAGACCUCCAGAUGUCCUCCUGGGCUCGACGGAAUAUUCCACCUGCCUUGACAUGUGGGGUGUCGGCUGCAUCUUUGUUGAAAUGAUCCAAGGAGUUGCUGCUUUUCCAGGAAUGAAAGACAUUCAGGAUCAACUUGAACGAAUAUUUCUGGUUCUUGGAACACCAAAUGAGGACACGUGGCCUGGAGUUCAUUCUUUACCACAUUUUAAGCCAGAACGCUUUACCCUGUACAGCUCUAAAAACCUUAGGCAAGCGUGGAAUAAGCUCAGCUAUGUGAAUUAUGCAGAGGAUCUGGCCUCCAAGCUCUUACAAUGUUCCCCAAAGAACAGGCUAUCAGCACAGGCUGCCUUGAACCACGAGUAUUUUAGUGACCUGCCCCCACGGCUAUGGGAACUGACCGACAUGUCUUCUAUUUUUACCGUCCCAAAUGUAAGACUGCAGCCAGAAGCUGGAGAAAGCAUGCGGGCCUUUGGGAAAAACAAUAGUUAUGGCAAAAGUCUAUCAAAUAGCAAGCACUGAUGAGCACAACCUUCUCAAGAGAGCACAGGAUUAAGUUGUCGUCAUUCUGGGAAGAAAAAAAAAAUACAUUAAUGAAGUGGCCAAUAAUACGAAGGGAAUCACGGAUCAGUUUCCUUCCCCUCCCUGUGGUGGAUUUCACUUACAAGAAAAUUGAAGCUGGCAAGACCCUGUUUUCUCUGCAAUUUAUUUAAAACCUUGCACGCAUUUGGAUACCUUGUGAUUUCCAAGAACUAUGUGAAGAUUAAGCUUUGCUUACUGAUACAUGGCAUGUAUUCUUUUCAGUCUUUUGUGUUUGAUUUUGUUUGAUUUCCCUCUGCAGCGCAGCGUCUCUGUAAAGGUUUUUAUGCUUUCACCAGCCAUGUCUUAAAUACAUUAAGACAACACAUUUGGUGUUCACACUUCUUCAGCAACGUCUGUACUUGAAAGCCACAUAGUGGCAUAAAGCAAUGUGUGUUUUCUUUGAGAGCAGUGUACAUUUUGCAACCACUAGGAAGGAAAUUUUUAGCUACAGCAAGCCCGUGUUCUCAGGCUGACUUGACAACUUGGUCCCUGGCUGCGGGGCCCCACUUGUCACUUAACUUUUGAGGACAUUUGCAAAUGUGGUUUUUUCUUGGAAAUAACUGCACGUGUAUAUAGGAUAUUGGAAUCUGCUUAGCAUUUUUAAACCACAUAGCAUGACUGUUUUCCAAGUAGGUUGGAAGUAAAGAAACAAAUAUCAAGCAUUAAGAACAAAGACAGGGAUAAAUUGCUUACUUUUCAACCUCUGGAAAUGGAGGUGACCUUUUACAUGUUUUCUGGGUCUUGUCAACCUCUUAUAUUUUCCACCCACUCUGUUAUGCUUCAGGAGUGUUCUAAAUGGAGGAGAAAAGAAUGAGGAACAGAAUGCUUAAAGCCUGGGUACACGAGAAUUGUCUCUGUUGGAUGAGGCCUGAAAGCCAUCUUUUCUAGUUAACAGUUAAAAAAGUGAAUUACGAAGUUAUCCAGAGUGAAAAAUUUGCUCAUUUACACCAAAUUUGCUCAUUUACACUUUUUGAAACAUUCCAAGCUGAUUGGAAGACGCCAUUGGGGACCUUAACUUUUAACAGUCCCCUGGAAAAACCUUUCGAGCACAGGCUGUAGAAACCAUGUGGGUGUCUUGCUUUCAAGAUGGCAAGGGAAGAGGAAAGACCCAGCUUCCCUUGUUAGGAGGAGGAGGGACCUUGAAGGAUGAAGGCACGUUUGACAAGGAGGGCAAAGUGGACUGGGCACGCGUUGUGCUCUGACGGGUAGGGAGAGCGGGCUGAGGCAGGCCCUCCCCAGUGGGGCCGGCCUCCCUGCAUAGCCCCAAAUAAUACUGAGGCCGGGGGGCACCUAGGAAACUUCAUCUAGAGCAUGAAACGUCGCCCCUCAGAACAGCAAUUCCUACGGAAAUACUUUCAUGUACAUCGUUCUACCUUUUCCUAUUGGUCAGAAAGAAGGAGAGACUGAGGACUUGCAAUGCAUCGCACUUUUUUAGGAUUGAGACUAGGAAUUAUGAGCCAGUUUGACAAAGACAUGCUCUGAGAGUCAUGUGAGGGAAGAGGUUCUCUACCGUCAAAGCCAGUAUUCUAGGAAAUUGGACCCAGAACUUCUAAGCGUUAAAAGGGUACCUUUCCUGGAGUGGGGAGGGGGCGUGUGCCGAGGUCACAAUCCAGCCUGUUCAGAAGUAGCAUUCAUUGAAGCCUCUAGGUGCAAAGCAAGGAAUUAUUUGCUAAUUAAUUUUAAAGAAAGCCAAAAGUUACCCAAGGCUAGAAUGUUUACUAGUUGCUACCUAGAAACCUUUCCCAUUCUUUUUCGGACAUUCCAACCCAUUGGAAAUCUUCAGUGGAAAUUAGGAUUCCUUAAGAUAAAUAUGGGGAGAAGAUUUUACAUGCAAUCAAGAACGGCCUUGCCUGUGGUUUGUUUUGAAUUAUUUAUUUGGGGGAAAGGCAGAACUUUUGUAUUUUACUAACUUUAAAUCAAGAGCAGCUGAUGAUUAAAUCUUGCUAUUUAAUAAGCUUUCUAAUUUGAACAUUUGAAGAUAUUUAAUAUUAAAAAAGACUUCAGUUAGGAAUGUUAGCAUCAUUCAGAGAUACAUAUACCCCUGUCAUAGGCAGCUUCUCUCGGGAACUGAAGCAUAAUGCUACUCCGUGUGGGGGGAUACCUGUUUUUUACAGAGACCUAUGUCUCAGAAGGUCUCGUUUAGGAGGUUUGUAGUUCCCCAUCCUUGUUAUCAGUACAGGAAAUCCAAAGUUUGCUUUGUCUCUUUCCCCUUUUCUCUCCUACUGGCGAUCCAUCCUCCCUCCUCCUCUCUCCCCACCGCCUUCCACCAAGGGCAGCCACAAAAAUCAUUACAGAAUGUGUUCAUUAGCAGAUUUAUUAUUCUGUUGAGAAAGCACUGGAAUGUUUUGCAAGAUUAUUUUUAUAUGAAGGAUUAGCUUGAAUUCAUACAGCUGGAGUAGCAGGGACACGUUAGCACAGCGCUGGCAGCAGGGCAGCCUCACUACACAUACAGGAUUCUGAAAGAAAAAUUGGGACUUCAUUUCCUUAAAGGAACAGUUUGGUUGACUUAAAAAUGCAAGAUACGUAGGACAUGGACAAAUGUUUUGCAGUACUUAAAGAAAAUCAAAACAAGGGGCAUAAGGCAGGGGUGGCUGUCCAUCCACUGAUUAUGAGGGUGAGAAGCUAUUUCUACCUCCCACCAGUGAUGAGAAAAGUUUCCGGGGUAGCCUCCAGGUUUGCAGAGAAAGCACAGCCUCUUGAUGUCCCUUCCUCAGUGUGUACACGACAGCCAGUGUAACUAACGCCCUAGCUUGUGUGUCUGUAUAAGAGACCCAUUGUGAACAAUACCGGUUUUGUAAUCUUUGUUACGUAAGAGGAUGUUUAGGCUGUACAUACUGGGGUAGAUUAUUGCCUGCCCCCAUAUACAUAGGGUAUGCUGCGUAAUUGCACAUAACUUUUAUCUCUCUUACUGGCUUAUAGGCAGAGGAAACCGUAUAUGUUACUGCCUUGCAAUUUUCUCAUACACCAAAAACAACCAAAAAAAGUCUCAAGUAAAAUAAGCAAUCUCCUAUUUUCAUUCCCCUUCCCACAGCAGCAUAUUUUAGAGGCACACGCAAAAUCGACAUUCUCUAGUUGGAAGUGGAUUUUUUAAAUUUUUCUUUUAUCUUUUUUUUUGUAUGAUACACUGAGAUGUGUACUUUCUAGCAGGAGGUCAGUACCUAAGAAAUGUGUUAGCAUCAUUCAGAAAACUAUUAUACUCCAAAAUGAAACAUAGUAAGGAGAAUGGAAUAAUACAUGUUGCAUAUUUGUUACCAAGUGUAAUUUGUCUGUAUUAUGAAAGGUGUAAUGGUUUGUCAGUUGUCACUGUUGUUUUCUUGUAACAUGAUAUGGAAUAAAGUGUAGCAGAACCUCUGUA